GCAGACUAAUGUAAAACUAAAUAAGCCAGAAUAUGUAGGAUUAUGUAUUCUCGAUCUUUCUAAAUAUUAUAUGUAUGACUUUGAAAUUGAGCCCGAAAAUAUUUAUCAAGACAUGAUAAAUGAUUGUGAUUUAUUUGAUUUUAGUGAUUAUCCCGAAGAGCAUUGGGUAGUAAAAAAUCUUCCAGAAGAUCAAUGGAUAAUUACUGAAGAAG
Molecule: messenger RNA, 212 nt
Organism: Racocetra persica
Lineage: Eukaryota; Fungi; Glomeromycota; Glomeromycetes; Diversisporales; Gigasporaceae
Source: the annotation of a GenBank genome assembly